Molecule: messenger RNA, 687 nt
Organism: Humulus lupulus (European hop)
Lineage: Eukaryota; Viridiplantae; Streptophyta; Magnoliopsida; Rosales; Cannabaceae
Product: pollen-specific leucine-rich repeat extensin-like protein 1
Exons: 2
Coding region: 1-687 (228 amino acids)
Source: RefSeq, a predicted model, not a curated record
AUGGAGAUACGAGCAACUUCCCUGGUCAGCAUGACCGAUAUAGAAAAAAGUGUUAAAGAGUUGGUCAUGGAGAAUAAUCUAAGGCUAGUUGGCCUUUUGGCCCCUCACCAGGAUGUGAGGGAAUCAACUGCAGGGAGUGCUACCGGUGGAGAAGUUCCCGAGCAACACCAAGAUGUGUCGCAACCUCUGAGGAGGAGGACAAUGGGAGUGACCAUCAGGGAACCCUCCAGCAUCCCGCGAGCAGCUGCUGCCCCUGCCCCACUAGGAAAGGGCAAGCGGAAGGUUUCUGAGCAUCCUGAGCCUAUUCUUCAAUCUUCAGAUGAGAAUGUCAUGUCAACUGAAGAUUUGUUCGACCUGUACUGCGAACCUAAACCCGUCACUCCUUUGAGCAAGAAAAAGGGGAGUAGGCAACACCGCAGAGAAAGUAGCAAGAACUCUCCGACGAAAAAGGUUCGGACCGGGGAUCCUCCAAUGCCAGUUCCUUCCAAGGAAACAAAACCUCCUCCAGCUCCCAUCGACCAGACAUCUCCGCCAGCCCCUGUCAACCAUACACAUCCUUUAGCGCCUGUUAACCAACCUCCUCCAGCUCCUGCUGACCAGACACCUCCUGAUCAGACAGGAGAAGCUUUGACAAACAUUGUGCUUAGUUCGGCCAAAGAUAGGAUGACUAAGCUAUCAAGGCACUGA